UUAUAUUACUAUGUUUAGUGGGCCUAAGAAAGAGGUCCCUGAUUGGUAGAAAACAUGUUUGGAGUAGAAAUGAAAAAGCAGAAAAAAGUGGUUAAAGUGGUCACUGAACUUGGGGCGGGUAUCUCUUUUGAAAACAUAACAUAGCAUGGCAUAAAAAAAAACAGUAACAAACCCACGUUCCUAUUUAACAACCAAACCGGUUUUGGUCUCUUUCUUCUCUUAAAGUUCACAAACCUUAAAUAAGUCAAGAAUUCCAACAUAAAAAUAGAAACCAAACAAUGAAGUGGGGUGGAAGAAAAACCUCUUCAGCUUCUUCUUCUUCUUCUUCUAAGCCUUCCUUUAUCUCUCAUGUUUCUCCUUUUACAUGGCUGUCAAAGUUCAAGCAGAUGAAAAUCAACUCAGACUCGGAGACGAAACCUGAAAAGCCGAAGCUGAACACCCCAUCUGAUAAUAGUUCAUCGCAAUUUCCUCAUGGGAAUAGAGGCAGGUUUCAUCGAGGUGACGAUGAUGCUUUCUGGAGAUUGUCAUUUGGUGAAGAGGUUGCUAAUGAGCAAAGGAAGAAAAGUGAAGAUAUUAUGAAGCCAAUUUUGCAUAAUUUGGAGGCUAAAAGAAAUGGAAGAAGAAGAAGAAGACAAGAUAGAAAUUUGAUGAAUGAAACAAAGAGUGCAAAGGAAGUUGAAUACUUAAACAAGAGAUAUGAGAAAAAAGCAGAGAGAGUUUUACAAGAUCAGCUCUUGAAAUUACAGAAUGCAGAAGAGGAAGAACAAUUUGCAUCAAGUAAAUUCAAAUCCUUAGAAAAGGACGAGCUUCGAUUCGAAUCACCAAGAGCCCAUUUCUUUUCCUCUUAUGUAGAUGCAGAAAGUUCUAACCUUGGCCUUGGAAGUAUCAGAGUAAACGGCGUGAAACAAUGUGACGGGUUUAAAGCAAAGGGUAACAAAAAGAGGGAAUCAGUUCAUGUGAGCAGAGAGCUUCAGAGGAGGAAACAAAAGCACAGCUCCAAGGUAAGAGUUCAUUCUCCAAAGAUGGCUACAAAAGUUGAAAUCUGCAAAAUAAAGGCAAUACAAGAUAAAAAGAAAGCAAAACUAAAGAUGAAGGAAGAAGAAGAAAUUGUCGAGGAAACGGAACAAGGUUUAGAUAGCUUUGCUGUGGUGAAGUGUUCUUUGGAUCCACAACAAGAUUUCAGAGAUUCAAUGAUUGAGAUGAUCAAAGAGAAACAGAUAAGUCAGCCAGAAGAAAUGGAAGAGUUAUUAGCAUGUUAUUUGAGUUUGAAUUCCAAUGAAUAUCAUGAUGUAAUUAUCAAAGUGUUUAGGCAGGUAUGGUUAUGUAUGAGCCAAUCUAGUCUGUGUACUAAAUCAGACAAGCAAUGUUGUUACUAUGAUUAACAAAUAACAACAUUUUGCUAAGAAUUGUAAAUGGUUAAUCUUGUUUUACUUAUUAUAAUUCAAUUUCACU
Messenger RNA from Lathyrus oleraceus (garden pea), 1452 nucleotides. RefSeq names its product transcription repressor OFP5. Gene Ontology annotation, biological process: negative regulation of DNA-templated transcription. Lineage: Eukaryota; Viridiplantae; Streptophyta; Magnoliopsida; Fabales; Fabaceae. The transcript has a single exon. The record is from RefSeq and is a predicted model, not a curated record. The coding region runs from base 279 to 1382 and encodes 367 amino acids.